Molecule: messenger RNA, 918 nt
Organism: Dichomitus squalens LYAD-421 SS1
Lineage: Eukaryota; Fungi; Basidiomycota; Agaricomycetes; Polyporales; Polyporaceae
Exons: 1
Coding region: 1-918 (305 amino acids)
Source: RefSeq, a predicted model, not a curated record
AUGCCUUUCGAACACUCGCGGCUCGACACCUCUGAACGCCUCAUCACCCUGGUCGACAACUCCGGGGGUCGUCACCACUAUACGCCUGCGCAAUUCCGCGAAUACGUCAGCCACGAUCGCGCUCUCCGCGCCGGACGCGUCGCCGCUACUCAUGUCAUACUCCCGGGCGGGUACGACCUGUUCGCCCAACUCUGGGGCGCCGACGUGACCUGCCCCUACCAAUUCUCCUCACGCGACGCCUCCACAAACACCAUCACGGUGCGCGGCGCACCCGUCCCCACUGCUCUACUCAAUGAGCUCGAUCCGCCUCUCACUCCGGCUCCACCUUCUGCUCCGCCCGAGCCUCAAUUCUCGGAGCAGCGCAUGCGGACCAUCGAGCAUAUGCUCUGGGGCACUGCUGAGCGCGAGGCGCGCUUUUACGAGCGUCGCAGUAGCCAGCAGGAGAAACGCACCGACGAUCGCAGGCGCAAACGCGCCGAACAUCGCGUCUCCGACCGCACUCGCUCCGCUCCUUCUAAGGAGGUCCUCGCCCCUCCUAUCAUCAACACUUCCUCGGGUGGAAUUGCCGUGGCCUCAGGAUCGGGCGCGUCGGGCUCGGACCCCGCUGCCUUGGCUGCCCCUGUCGCAGGGGGCACUAGCUCCCUGGCCGUGGGUGGUGCUUCGCAGACGGUACCCAACAGGACGGCUUCCGCCGCAGGGCGUCGUGAAUCUUCUCCAAUGGAGGAGGACAAGGAUGCGGAGGGCGAGCCUGAUGAAUUUAUCGAAUACUCAGACCCGGAGGAGGCUGGUGGGGCUUCCCAACGCAGGUCCAUGAAGAAGUUCGAGGGCAAGCGGGCACAAAUGGGAUUCGCGUUUGGCCGGUGCAAACGCGUGCCGUACACAGUAGAUACAAUAAGGCUUAUAUACGUAGCUAAAUAG